Messenger RNA from Trichoderma citrinoviride, 7674 nucleotides. RefSeq lists its product as hypothetical. Gene Ontology annotation, biological process: phosphorelay signal transduction system; protein autophosphorylation. Bases 1 to 7674 code for a protein of 2557 amino acids. The transcript has 3 exons. Lineage: Eukaryota; Fungi; Ascomycota; Sordariomycetes; Hypocreales; Hypocreaceae. Gene Ontology annotation, molecular function: phosphorelay sensor kinase activity; histidine phosphotransfer kinase activity; ATP binding. The record is from RefSeq and is a predicted model, not a curated record.
AUGGACGGUCCAGCCCUCGUGCCCGACGAUGUGCUCGACCCGCUCCCUCCGCCGCCGCCGCGGCUGUUCGAACGCCUUCGCCAGAUAGCCGGGUAUAGCUGGGACGAGACGACGCCGCCCUUUCACUCGACCUAUGACUUUUGGCACGUCUUCGGCACCCGAUUUGUCUCUCCCACGUUGCCCACCUCCUCGUCGUCGCAGAACGCCUCCAGCCCGGGCUCAGUGUCCAAGUUCCAGUCGGGUCGCCCGACUCCCUCAGAACAUGGCGGACCGCUCUCCAGCUACAGCUUUGGCUACAGCAGCGAAUCCCCCGCCUCCCCGCUGCCCACGCCUCACACGAACCCUCUCGCCUCCCCUUCCGCCGAUGGAACGUACUACAUUGAAGAGCCCGUCGUGGCGCGCGUGUCGCACCAUGCCCUCCGGGAGGAGAGGGCCUUCCAGAUCGCCAGGAGCGCCACCUCAGUCGACCCCAACGGCGACCAUAUAGUGAAACCCCUCGACCUGAUACGACUGAGCCCGGUCGUUGGCGACCGCGGGGCCAUCGUCGUGGCCAUAUACCAGCACCCUGGCCCCAACCUUCUGCUCGACUUCAUGGACAUGGGGCCCGCCUGGUACCAUGCGCGCAAGGACGGCGACGCGUACCGCGCCUACUACUGCCGACCGAAGCUUCUUCCACCGAUAAGCCUCCGACUGUUUCUCGACUUUGCAAUAGGUGCAACCCAGUGCUUAGAGAUCCUGCACCACAGCCGAGGCAUGGUCCACGGAGAGAUUCGCGGGGAUGCGUUCCACUUCAACGCCGAAGACCAGAAAGUCCGGGUCAUGUCCUUCGGGUCCGGCGUCCGGUCUUUCGAACACGGCCUCACCAGCACCGGCUGGUCGAUGCUCUCCAAGGAACUGGGCGGCAGGAAUAAGCUGCUCUUCAUCAGCCCCGAACAGACUGGACGAAUGCCCGCCGAACCCGAUACCCGGACGGACAUCUACUCCCUUGGCGUCGUCUUCUGGACCCUCCUCACCCAGCAGCCCGUCUUCACCGGCGAGUCAGCCCUCGACAUAGUCCAAGGAGUGCUGGGCCGCAGAAUCCCCAACGUCGCGACUGUGCGAAUGGAUAUACCGGACGUCAUCGGGAGGAUCAUCCAGAAAUGCACCGCCAAGAACGUGGCUGACCGCUAUCACUCGGCCAGCGGGCUUCGCCACGAUCUCAUCAACAUCAAGGAGUUUCUCGAAGAUGGAAACUCCCAAGCCCUCAAGGAGUUCAGGAUAGGCACGAGCGAUGUCUCGUCCUUCUUCAUGCUCCCGACCUCCAUGAUUGGCAGACAGGAGGAAAAGGCCACCGUUCUCAAGGUCAUUAACCGUGUAGCCAAGAGCCAUGCUGCCCAACGCAAGGGCCCCGUCAGCAGGUUUUCAGACGCGGCCAGCCUCCACGAGCUGACGACCUUUGACGACAUCUCUAGCGAAGGCGGUGCCAGCUCGGUCGAUGGCAACAACCGCAGGAGCGGCUCAUUUGCCCAGACCGCAUAUUCAGAGACAAAACCUACAAAGAACAACUUCUUCCCACCCAUGAGAUCCGAGACCAUGACCUUGUCGACCGACACCACCUCUUCAUCCCAAUCCACUGCCGCCGCCGCGUAUCCUAGAUUUACAAAACCGUGGGAGCGGUGGGAGCGCAAUCAGUCCAUCUCCUUGGGUUCCCUCUCCAUGGACUCCUCUAGCAUGGUCGAAAGCCUCAACGUCGAGGGACCCCGCGGCCCGUUCGACAUGGGCUCGUCCAGUCUGUCGAGGCAGCUUGGCUCGUCCAAGUUCCGCCGCCAUGGACACUGCGAGGUCAUCACGGUCGAGGGCGCCGGAGGCGUCGGCAAGAGUCUCUUCGUGCAGUCAGUGCUGGCUGACGCUCGGCGGAACGGCUACUGCGCGACGGCCAAGUUCGACACCUCAAAAAGGACGCCCUUUGGACCGCUGCUCAAGCUGCUGUCGUCGCUCUUCAAACAAGUGUGGGGAGAGAGAAAUACUGACACGCCCUUCCACCAGGGCCUGAAGCAAUACAUCCGCCCGGUGUGGCCGAUGCUGCAUAGAAUCCUGGGACUGCCGGAGUUUUUACUUGGCUCGCCCGACAUGAUGAACCUGGCACGGCCGAUUUCGUCGUCCCAAAGCUCAGGUUCUCGCAAGGAUGUCCGGCCGCCACUCAAGCGUAGAACCUCAUCCCCCGGAGAGUCCCCCGGACCGUUACCGCGGAGCGGGACCCAGUCCUCCCAAGACUAUCUCCGCGCCGGAACGUCAACUAAAAGCAUGCGUCUAAUCAACACCAUUCUAGAUGUGCUCAGGGUCUUCACCACCCACAAGUUUAUCUGCUUCUGCCUCGAGGACCUGCAUUUCGCCGACGACGAAUCCCUGGAGCUCAUCUCGCAGAUUAUAGCCGCCCGCAUGAAAAUGGUGGUCAUCGUCACCUACAGGCCAGAGGAGCUUUCGCCGGCCAAGCUUCAAGCAGUUGUCCAGCCGUUAGACGCAGACGGUGAUUAUGGUGCUUUUCGUUCGGCCUUGCUCGAUGCUGAUACCGUGGCAGAACAUCCCCGCAGUGCACGCACACAAGUAACCAGAAUCGUCCUGAACCCUCUUAGCGAGGAUGACAUCCUUCACUAUGUAUCAGCCACCCUCUGUAGACCCCGGGACGAGAUCCUUUCCCUUGCUCUAGUUAUCCAGUCCAAGACAGCCGGCAAUCCAUUCUACAUGCGAGAAAUGCUCAGCGCCUGCCAUAGGAAGAGGUGUAUCUGGUAUGACUACCGUGAUAGUCAAUGGCACUACGACAUGGAUAGACUGUUUGCGCAGUUCCAGGGUGAGAAAGACUAUGAUGUUCUAGAUACCGCCUUCAUCACCCACCGGCUGGGUGAACUGCCGUCUGCUGCUCGAGCAGUGCUGGCUUGGGCGGCCCUCCUCGGCGGCUCCUUUUCGUUUGAGCUUCUGUGUCGCCUCAUGAGCGGAGAGUUCGACUACCCAGACGACGACGACGACGAAGAAGCAGAACCGGCAGCCUGUGCGAACGUCACACAGCGCGCCUACACCGAGGGAGAGGCCAUUGCGGGCUUACAAGCAGCCAUCCAAGCCUAUAUCAUUGUGCAGACCGAGACAGACGACCGCUUCCGCUUCGCCCAUGACCGGUACGUGCAGGCUUCUUCGGCCCUGAAGGAGUGCAAGGCGCGAAAGAUGCACUUCAUCAUCUCCCAGACGCUACUGAAAUACUACGCAGUGGAAGCCAGACAGCGUGACAGCACGGCUUCGCACAUCUGCACGGCCGUCGACAUCAUCAGGCGUCGUUGCGCACGAGCCGCGACGGAGAACGGCGCUCGACCCACCGCGGCCAAGUACUACAACGCGGCAGUCCGGCUCUUGCAGGACGACCCGUGGUCUGACGAUGUGGAAGACGCCUCCUACGACGAAACGAUACAGCUUUACCUCCGGUCGGCAGAGUGCCAUCUGUACAUGAGCCAGGUGACGUCAGCCGGCGAGCUUCUCUCCCAAAUCUUCGCAAACGCCAGAAAUCCGGUGGACAAGGCACCGGCCUAUGUCCUGCAGUCGCGGAUAUAUGCUCAGAGCGGCGACUCCCCGGCGGCAUUGGUUUCCCUCAAGGAGUCCCUGGGCCUGCUCGGCGUCUCCAUCGACGAAGAGGCGACGACGUUUGAGAAGUGUGACGAAAAGUUCCACAAGAUUGCGGCCCAAAUCCAAGACAUGGACCGUCAAGCACUGCUAAGCUGCAAGAAAUCGAGUGAUCCGUCAAUAGCGUCCAUCGGCGCUGUGUUUGCCGAGACCACCAAUGCAGCCUGGUGGAGCGACUGUUUACAGUUCUACCAUCUCAGCCUUCUCAUGUUUGACAUCCACCACUCUCGGGGCCCCUUUCCGCAGUCUGGGAUGGUGUUCCUCAACCUGUCCGUCAUAGCACUGGCGCGUUUCAACAUGGUUCCGUUUGCCAUCGACAUGAGCAUGCUCGCCCAAGAUCUGCUGUUCCAGACCCGCGAUGCCUAUUCGCUGGCACGAGGCGAAAUGCUGCACCAAUGCUUUGUCGGGCACGUACAGUGCUCCAUGUCGCUGGCCAUGUCCCAGAUGGAGGAUGCGAUUGAGCUGGCGUCCGUUGCCGGAGACAGGAUGUCGACGAUUCACAGCUACGGACUGGCUGCUCAGAUCAAGUUCUUCGCGAGUGAGAACUGCAGCGAUCUGGAGGCGUUUUGUGAGCUCGCCUGCGAAGAGAUUUACAGAUGGAACUGUGAUACCAGGGGCGGAGUCAUGCUCAUUGCCGUAAGACAAGCUUGCAGGGCGUUGCAGGGCAAGACGCGCGCCCACAACGCCCUUGAGGUCAUGACGGACGAUGAGCACAACAGCGCAUCGUACAAGAACUGGAUGACGGAACGGACCAAAGGCAGCAACCGUCCGAUGCUGUUCUACGAAAGCUUUGAGAUCGUCGUACUCUUCAUGUACGGCCACUACGACCGCGCCAUUGAACUCGGAGAAAGAUGUUUCAAUCAGCUCGCCGAUCUGUGGUCAGCGCGGAAUACGAGGAUGAUCGUUUUGUGCUACGGAUUGGCUCUCGCCGGGCGAUUACUUGGGCGAAUGCAGGAUCCUCGCAGCCAAGCUGACGACUUCACCGCGGAGAUUGCGCAGCUCUUGGAAAAGCUCAACGUAUUCUUGAAGAUGAUAUACGACUGGACAACAGUGUCCAACGUCAAUUACUUGGCGUGGGCGAGGCUUUUGGAGGCGCAAAUGGCAGAGCUGUCGGGCGACCAUGGCGGCAGCGUCCAGGCUUACGAAGAGGCGCUGGACCACGCUACCGAGCAUGACUUUAUGCUCGAAGAAGCCCUGGGCAACUACCUCAUGGCCGGCUUCUUCAUCCGACGCAAGGCGCGACGGUCUGCUCGUGCGGCUCUCCUGGAUGCUUUGAGCUUGUUCAGACAAUUGGCGGCUACUGGUGUCGCCCAUGCCAUCGAAGAGGCGCACUCACUUCUCCUGCAUGGGCCCACGCGGAACCAUCGCGUUGCCGAUGUGGGCGUCCAGACCGACUUCGUCACGGACGCGCCUUCAGUUCAAUAUCGCCCCGUGGAUGGAGAAGACGACGACGUUCUCACCCAGAUUCCCUCCAACGCCCUCACCGAGUCCAAGGGGGAACAGAUUGGGGCGUGGAGAAACUCGAUGCAGAUGCAGGCGGAAGACGGUGGCGGACUCCCUGCUCUCGAUAUGAUCGAUUUGCACGCGAUCCUCAAGUCCUCACAAGUCAUCUCGUCGCUGCUACAGGUGGAAGAGCUGCUCAAGACCAUGUGCGAUGUCAUUCUGCAAACCUGCGGCGGCUCGGCGACCAACGCCGCGAUUGUAGUUGAUGCUGAUAGCGACGGCUGGUGUGUGGCUGCUAGUGGUGACCCGGAGAAGGGGGCUUCCGCACACAAGCCGCCCUUGCCCCUUGCGAACACCCCCUUGAUUGCCGAGAACGUGGUGCUGUACUGCACGCGCUUCAUGGAGAGCGUCUUCAUCCCGGACAUUGUUUCCGACGAGAGAUUUGGCAAUGUCAGCGAAUCCUGGCUACAGAGGAAUCCGACAAGCAAGGCCAUCAUUGCCAUUCCAAUUCGGCAUGCGAACAAGCCGCUGCUGGGCGUGCUAUAUCUCGAAGGCGUCCCUGGGUCCUUUACGGACCGCAACGUGACCGUUCUUCAGCUCUUGGUCAACCAGAUCGGCAUCAGCUAUUCGAAUGCUCUGUCUAUCAAGAAUAUCGAAAAGAUCUCGGCCGAAAACCAUUCCAUGGUGGAGAUGCAGCGGCGUGCGCUGAAGAAGGCCAUCGAGGCGGAAGCAAAGGCGAAACACGCAGAAGCAGAGGCGAAACGGAACGUCAAGCUGGCCGAAGAGGCUGCAAAGGCCAAGUCCAUCUUCCUGGCCAACGUGUCUCACGAGCUUCGGACGCCUCUCAAUGGAGUCAUUGGAAACUCGGAGCUCUUGCGCGACAGCAACUUGAACAAGGACCAGCUCGAAAUGGCAGAUUCGAUCCGCGUCUCGGCCGACCUCUUGCUCACUGUUAUCAACGACAUUCUGGACUUUUCCAAGAUGGAAGCUGACAAGAUGAAGCUUUACAUCAUCGCCUUUAAUCCGGAGGAGAUGGUGAGGGAAGUCGUCCGGGCAGUUUCUUAUAGCAAUCGAGAGAAGACGUCGAAGAAGAAUGUCAAGAUCAUCCAGGACAUCAACCUGCCAUCCAUGCUGAUCUAUGGCGACCCAAUCCGGCUUCACCAGGUUCUCGGGAAUCUCAUUGGAAACAGCCUCAAGUUUACAGAGGACGGCUCCAUCACCAUUGGCGCUCGCCUGGAUCACGAGACCCAAGAGAGGGCGACGCUGACGUUCUGGGUCAGGGAUACAGGAAUCGGCAUCCCGCCUGAGCAGCUGGCCAACCUCUUCCAACCGUUCAGCCAGGCGGACGCCAGCACAGCUAGGAAGUAUGGCGGGAGCGGGCUCGGGCUCAGCAUCUGCAAGUCACUCAUCGAGAUUAUGAUGCAGGGCAAGAUCCAGCUCGAGAGCGAAGAGAACACCGGCACUACCGCCUGGUUCACAGUCUCCUUUGAGAAAGCCAAGCCGGACGUUGCCGCUGGAGAUGCACAGUUACAGACGUCGGCCCCCGUCGAUAGGUAUUCGGCCAGAACCUCUUCGUUUGUGGAACGAGCGGCUUCUCCGAAUCCGUACCUUGAUCUGACCCGGGUUCCCAAGGAGGAGAUUCGCAUUUGCGUGGCAGAGGACAAUCCCAUCAACCAGAAGAUUGCCAUUCAGUAUGUACAGCGAUUGGGAUACACCAGUGUCAGUGCCUAUGAGAAUGGGUUAAAGGCGGUUGAGGGCCUCCGGCAAAAGGCUCGAGAGGGCAUCCCUUACCAUAUCGUCCUCAUGGAUGUCCAGAUGCCAGUCCUUGACGGCUACGAAGCUACCAAGCUCAUACGAAGCGACCCAAUCGACGAGGUUCGAAAAAUCUUGGUCAUUGCCAUGACGGCAUCGGCCAUCCAAGGCGACAGGGAGAAGUGUCUGGCUGCCGGCAUGAAUGAUUACCUUGCAAAGCCCGUUCGCGCGGAAGUACUCAAGCGGAAGCUGGAUGCAUACAUGAGCAAUUCGAGGCCUGGCCCGCCAUCCUCCACCCCUUCACCGGCGAAUGCGAUGACAUAUGCAGACACGACGAAUGGCUAUAGCAGUGAAACGGUAUCGUCCGUUCAAAAGCUGCCGCCGCCUCCGAGGAAACCUCUGCCCAGCAGCGCAUCCAGCACAAGCUCUUCCGAGCCGGUGAUUCGAAAACCGGUACCUAUACGAUCGGGAUCCGGUUCAUUGCACGAGUCACUCUUCGACGGGCCUCAUAGCUCUGAGGAUUUGCAGCACCCUGGAAGCCCAAUAUAUGAUGAGGAGGUCGAAACUCCGUUUGGGGAUGAUUCGGUUGCCAGCCAAGCAGACACAAAGAGCCGCUCCACAAGCAGGACGUCGAGUGAUCAGGAGUGCUCCGACUCUGGAGCAAGGAGAGGAUCUACUUCGCAGGGGCAGAAACAGCAGCCUCGAAAACUGGCCAAGAGCCGGGGGAAUAGCACCACCGAGGCGUCGAAGAUGGAGAAUGGCGCCCAGGAGGCGAAGGAGGGGGAGGAGGAGGAGAAGCCGCAGCAGCAGUCGUCGAUUGUCAAAGACGCCUAG